UGCACCUCUCUCCCUCCCUGUAAAUCUUUUACGGGGUGUGCGUAGUUUAAGCAGAGAGGGUGCGCAGGAUAAAGUUUACCAUCGUUCCAAAAUGAUGCUUAAUAGUAAAAUUUUAUUUCUAUCAGCUUUGUUUUGCAUUGCUGUAGCAGGGGUUUUAGGCCAAGCUCCUAGUAAUCCUCCUACAUCCACGCCGGCGCCUCCAACUCCACCAGCUUCUACUCCGCCGAUUACUCAACCACCGCCUACACCCACCGCCACUCCACCACCGGUUUCUACUCCUCCUCCUACUUCAUCACCACCUCCAGUGACAGCUUCUCCUCCUCCAGUUUCAACUCCUCCACCUAGCUCUCCUCCUCCAGCAACUCCCCCACCCGUUAGCCCUCCUCCACAGGCUACGCCUCCACCAGCUUCUCCACCUCCUGCCACUCCGCCACCUGCUUCUCCCCCUCCUGCUACUCCUCCACCUGCAUCACCCCCUCCAGCAACCCCACCACCAGCACCCUUGGCUUCUCCUCCAGCCACAGUCCCAGCUCCUGCACCUAGCAAAAAGAAAGCUAAGUCUCCAGCGCUAUCACCCUCAACCUCGAGCCCGCCGGCUCCACCAACUGAGGCCCCUUCACCCAGCCUCGGUGCUUCUUCACCAGGCCCGGCCGGAACCGAUGUGAGUGGAGUAGAGCAAAUGUGGUCCGUACAAAAUAUGGCAGGGAGCUUGGUGUUCGGAUGGACUCUCCUCAGUUUGAUGUUUUAGACAUGUCUCUGUUCGUGUCUUAGCUAUGUUUCAUUCCAGUGUUUCCAUAUACUAUUGGCUCCUUGCAGUCUCUGUUGGGACUUUUUAUUAUGCUUAUUUGAGCUUACAUUACAUUAUAUAUAUCAUUCGGAUGUAUUCUUUGGGAGAUUUUUUGAGGGGGGCUUUUUGUAUUGGAGGGGGAGUUAUUGUUUAUUUUAUAUGGGAUAUAUCGGUGGCGACCUCGUCGCGCGAUUGAUUUGUUUUUUAAUAGCUUCGCACAUUCAUUAAU
Molecule: messenger RNA, 1016 nt
Organism: Durio zibethinus
Lineage: Eukaryota; Viridiplantae; Streptophyta; Magnoliopsida; Malvales; Malvaceae
Cellular component (GO): plasma membrane
Source: RefSeq, a predicted model, not a curated record